This is a messenger RNA of Engraulis encrasicolus (European anchovy), 877 nucleotides long. Its product is annotated as membrane-spanning 4-domains subfamily A member 8-like. NCBI's taxonomy places the organism in Eukaryota, Metazoa, Chordata, Actinopteri, Clupeiformes, Engraulidae. The record is from RefSeq and is a predicted model, not a curated record. Gene Ontology annotation, cellular component: membrane. The transcript has 7 exons. Bases 68 to 787 code for a protein of 239 amino acids.
GUUUGGAAACCAUAAAGACGCACACGUUGGCUCUGAAUCCUAUAGUAUCCCACAGUUAUACCAAAAGAUGUCAGUGACGGUGACCAAGAUGGAAGGAGUGACUGUUUUCACAGUGACCAGCAAUGAAAAAAGCAACUGUCCUUUGCUUUGUCAAAUACUGGGCAAUCUUUGUUGCUCUCCAGUCUGCUCAGUGUCUCAAAGGCUCAAGAAGAGAUUUGGAGGAACACAGGCAACCUUGGGGGCCAUUCAGAUCCUGAUUGGACUGUUUAGCAUCGGUAUUGGAACAAUCAUAUUGUUAUCUCAUCCCUACUACAAUGAAUUCACGGUUUAUGGAGUUCCCAUCUGGCUUGGAGUACUGUUCAUGUGGUUUGGUGUCAUGUGCACAUGUGCGGAGAGAUGCCCAAGUCCAUGUCUGGUUGUCAUUACUGGGAUAAUGAAUGUGGCUAGUGCUGCCUUCGCCAUAACUGCCAUUGUAAUGUAUGCAGUUGACAUCUCUUGGCUUGUGGACUCCAGAGUUGCUAGUGACCAGAACUGUGAAGAAGCUGGCAUACAAGAAAAUAUUGCUAUUUGCAAAAAAUAUAAUAAUUCUACGGAGGUGCUGUUAAUUGGAAUGGAGAUCACAAUGGUAGUCUUUGCAACCAUACAACUUUUUGUUGCCAUCGCUGCCUGUGUCGUGGCAUUGCAGGCACCUUGCAAGAAGGAAAGCGAAAGAGCUGAACAUGUCAGUGAGGAUCCUGAGUUGCACCAGCCUUGGCAAGAUGAAAUGCUGUCAAAUCCAACAGCCUAGUGCAGUUACAGCUUCACAUUGCAGAAACAUGCUUGCAUUUUGUCGUGUGAAUUUUUCCAGUUCAGAACCUAAUAUAUUACACUUCUGGUG